This is a messenger RNA of Lindgomyces ingoldianus, 1136 nucleotides long. Its product is annotated as rho3 protein-like protein. The record is from RefSeq and is a predicted model, not a curated record. NCBI's taxonomy places the organism in Eukaryota, Fungi, Ascomycota, Dothideomycetes, Pleosporales, Lindgomycetaceae. Gene Ontology annotation, molecular function: GTP binding; GTPase activity. The transcript has 8 exons. Bases 177 to 773 code for a protein of 198 amino acids. Gene Ontology annotation, biological process: small GTPase-mediated signal transduction.
CUUCACCUUGUCCAUAAUAUCCUCCGGUCGCUACCUCGCUCCGUGCGACUCUCGCUCCUGCCCUCGACGCGUUCCUACCUGCGACAGGCCAGCUUCCGGUAGCACCUUCGCGCCUGCGUCCUGCUCCUUGAACCGAUACGACUCGAUCGCCGAAUCCUCCUUCCCCAACCUUCGCGAUGCCGCUCUGUGGUGGAACAAAGUCCGUGCAGCGCAAGCUGGUGCUUCUUGGUGACGGCGCAUGCGGAAAGACCUCACUUCUGAACGUUUUUACAAGAGGGUACUUCCCUACAGUAUAUGAACCUACUGUAUUUGAAAACUACGUUCACGACAUCUUUAUCGACAACACACAUGUGGAGCUCAGUCUGUGGGACACUGCCGGACAGGAGGAAUUCGACCGCCUACGAUCUCUCUCCUACGAUGAUACUCAUGCGAUAAUGCUGUGCUUUAGCGUCGACUCGCCUGAUUCUUUGGAGAACGUGGAGACAAAAUGGGUUGGUGAAAUAGCGGAGAACUGCCCAGGGGUUAAGCUCGUCCUCGUUGCACUGAAAUGUGAUUUGCGGAAGCGGGAAGACGACGAGGAAGGCCAACCCGAGAAGCCAAUGAUCAACUACGAUGAGGGUCUGAAAGUUGCCGAAAGAAUCAAGGCACUACGAUAUCUUGAGUGCUCCGCAAUGAAAAACCGGGGUGUUAACGAGGCAUUCACCGAAGCUGCUCGUGUUGCCCUCACAGUCAAGACGGCUAAGGACAAAAGCUCCAGCUGCGUUAUCUUGUGAUUUUGUUUACAUGCCUGUUCUUAGGCAUAUUUCCUUUCUAUUCUUACUUUAGCCUUCUUUAUAUCCCUUCAUUGUAGUGCAAUGCUUUUCUUAUGUUAGAGGCUGGAAGCCACCGCUUGGGCAGUUUUUGUAUGACAGGGAGUCUUCGGUUUGACAGGUUCAUGAUCCUUUUCUUUCGUUUUCUGAGCCUGCAGGGAACCUUAUCUCACGGUGUUAUAUUCCUCCUUUUACUGUGUAUAAGAAUUUUAGCCCUCGGGCCACCCCGGAUGACCGUCCAAGAAGGUGUUUUUCCGACACCACAUUAGUCACCUGAAGCAAUUGGACCCUUGCCAAAGGGUAGAGAAAAUACAUAUCAUUAUUUUU